CGACAACAUUCACUUCUGUCGUCCGAUUUUCGCAUCAUCCCCCACCACCCGCUCAUGUUCGCAUCGACUCCGUAUCAUUGAGACAUACAAUUCACAUCAAUUACUCAAUCACUCCUUCAAUUGGCCUUGUCUACUUGACUCGAGUCCCUCCAUCAUUCCCAUUCCCAUCUCGACCUUCUCAUUUCCCGUCAUUUCCUCCUCUACACCAGAAGCUCAAACUUUGAGUCCAAGUGCCAUUUCCUACCGUUUCCCCCACCAUCCUGACCACCUUCUUUUCUCUUGCGCCUACGAGUCGCCCUUCAUGAAUCCUGCCUCUUCAUCAUGACUGAUAGUCCUCCUCCAGAAGCCCAGCGCUUUGCUAGUUCGCAGACUCCAGAAAGCCCACGGCCAGUUCAUAUUCCGGAGCCCUCCAAUAUUCCAGUCCUUUUUAACCAGAUGGACCCCGUCUUCAAUGACACUGCCACCUAUAAUAUACCACAUAACCAGACCUUUUCUCCUUACUCAGAUUCUACCCGUGCAGCCAAUGACCCAAAUAAUGAUGAGCAAGAUGCCGUCCAGAGUUUCUUGAGGGGUGCCGAAGAAGAAAAUUCUCGCCUCAACUCGAUCACCACCUUGCCACAAGCCACUGACACGGCCUUCCAGAAUGACUCUGUUGAGUCCAAUCUUGUUCAAGCCCCUGCAAGCUCUUCUACACGUCCGGAUCAUGAAGCAUCAGCCUCGUUUCAGAGCGUCCAUGACCAAGUGCAAUCUACUCAUCAGCCGGAAGUUAAUUCCUCUUCCAUGAAUGAGAACGAGAACAAUCCCACCGCCAAUGGACAUGACGCUCUUGCAUCCCUCGUUGAGAACCUCACACAGCCAUCGUCUUUGGCCCAAUCCGCCCCACAGCCCGAUCAAGGUGGGAUAGACUAUCAGUCUCUACUCGACACAAUCUCCCAAUCUGCUUCUACUGCUCCUGCUGCAGAACCUGUUUCUGCUCCAACCACUGCUUCCUCUAAUGAUCAAACCGCUCAUGCUUUGCCUUCCGUGCCCGGUCUCCCUCCGAAGCCACCCGCACUGGAAAACGGUGUCGAGCCUCAAUAUGCAGUCCAGUCACCCACCGUCGCGGACAGGAUUGCCGGACAGGCCGCGUACCAGCCACCGCAGGCUGCCGAAGUCACAGAAUCUCCGCUGUUCGACGUCAACCAGGUCCAUAUUCCAAACUAUCUCGCCCAAGCUCCUGGUCAGACUCUGCCACAACAGUCCCCAGGUGCUGUUCCAUCCAACAAUUUGUUACAGAGGCCGGAGCCUUCUCGAUCAACGGAUCCACUUGAACGUAAAAUGUCACCAGAGUCCCAGUCAAAGUACGACCAAUUCCUUGAGGAUGAACGCCGCUAUGUUACUGAGGGUAUUUGGGACAAGUUCCCCAACGGUUCGAGAUUAUUUGUUGGUAACUUGCCUAGUGAGAAAGUGACCAAACGUGAUCUGUUCUUCACGUUUCACCAUUACGGUCGUCUGGCACAGAUAUCCAUCAAACAAGCCUAUGGCUUUGUCCAAUAUCUUGAGGCGGCCUCGUGUUCUGCUGCUCUCGCAGCGGAGCAGGGAGUCGAGAUACGUGGCAGAAAGGUGCACCUUGAGAUAUCGAAACCUCAAAAGAACACCAGGAACCAAAAUCAAGGAAACAAACGCCGCCGAUCGCGAUCACCGGAUCGAGCUAACCCAAGACAAAAUGAAAGGUUUGGCCGCAACAGUUUUGACAACUAUAGGGACGACCGGAGUGGCCGAGGCGAGCACCGUCGAUCCCCAUCACCGAGAUCCUAUCGAUCACGAGAUGACCACAGAGGCUCUGCUCAGAGCCCGAGAUUCGGUAGCGCCCGACCUAGAUCCCCGUACGGCGGUGGCUUUCCCUCCCAUGUUCCUCCUGCGUAUGAUGACGAGGCCUCGUUACCAAUUCCACGUCGCGAUCCACGGGAUGUUCCAGAUGUUCAGCUAUUGAUUUUAGAAGCUUCAGUCGCCCAAGGCUUCAUCAACUGGAUCGAGCAAGGAUUUCGUUCCAAAGGCCUCAAGGCUUCGACCAUGUGGCUCAGUCCGCGAUUACCACUCAACGCCGUCGUCAAACGGCAGAUUAUCGAAGGAGUCCAAGCAAUUGUCAAACUAUCACAAGCUGCUCAAUACAACAGCAAAAUACCGCUUCAGGUUUUUGAUCGGAGCGCAGGGCAGUCCAACGUGAACUUCAACGAAUACGCCGAUCUCGACGUCCCUGUUGCAGCAGAUAUUGUCCUUCACGCUCGUCAAAAGGACAGAGGAGCAGCUCCGGCAGCAUUUCCCCAUCAGCCUUAUGGUCAACCACAACAUCCGCCGUCUCCGUAUGGACACUACCCACAAGCGCAAUACCCGUCACAGCCAUCGCAGCCACCGCAGCCGCCCCAGCCGCCCCAGAACUACCCUCAGUAUUCGAAUAACUAUCAAGCUUACAGCCAGCAGCCAACGUAUCAGAAUCAAGGCCAGACGCCAGUCACACCAAACUCGGCAGCUCCUAAUCUACAACAGUUGUUGGCUAACCUCCGACAGCCUGGUGAUCACCAGAAAAUUCCGGGUGGCCAUGAGCGGCCCCCGGCAGACCUCGCAGGUAUCUUGAACAAUGCAGCUCGGCAACCUGGACCACAGUAUGGCAUGGGACAGCCUCCGCAUCAGCAGCAGCACAAUUUUAAUGGAAAUCCCUCUGCAUAUGGCGGAAACACCUCACAGCCACAGCAAAAUGUCCAAAACAUCAUGGAGACUUUGGCAAGAUACAACCGAUAGAUGAUGGAGCAGAGUUACGCAUAGCGUCAUUGGCAUGUUUUACUGGAAGGACCAAGGGAAAAUCUCUGUAUGGCCAUUAUGGGACAAAGCCAUUGCCUUGACACCGUCGGCGUGAAACGUGGCGCGGAUUCUUUGCAUGUUAUAGCCCAGCGAGACGUCACAUCAUUGCAGGAGCUUGUUUGUAUUAUGACCAUAGAUAUGCGUCUUAGAUGUAGAUCUGGUUG
This is a messenger RNA of Exophiala mesophila, 3002 nucleotides long. RefSeq lists its product as uncharacterized. Gene Ontology annotation, molecular function: RNA binding. The transcript has a single exon. NCBI's taxonomy places the organism in Eukaryota, Fungi, Ascomycota, Eurotiomycetes, Chaetothyriales, Herpotrichiellaceae. The record is from RefSeq and is a predicted model, not a curated record. The coding region runs from base 322 to 2778 and encodes 818 amino acids.